Messenger RNA from Cyclopterus lumpus (lumpfish), 1648 nucleotides. Its product is annotated as transmembrane protein 109-like. Gene Ontology annotation, biological process: cellular response to gamma radiation; intrinsic apoptotic signaling pathway in response to DNA damage by p53 class mediator. The record is from RefSeq and is a predicted model, not a curated record. The transcript has 4 exons. Bases 758 to 1519 code for a protein of 253 amino acids. Lineage: Eukaryota; Metazoa; Chordata; Actinopteri; Perciformes; Cyclopteridae.
CAUCAGACGUGUUUGCAUAGCCUACUGGAAACUCGUCAGAAACGCUGGAAGCAAAGGGAGCGCCAUGCGGGGACGGCGACAAGCUUUUUUGUAAAGGCUGCAACAGAAUCCAUCGAGUCAUUUGAUGCCAGCUCUGAGACAAAGGAGAACUAAACUUGACUAGUGGAGCUCAGGGCUGAAAUAAGAAGCUUUCGGAGACUCGUGGUCACCGCGUUUCUACUGUUUUCUCUUUACAACAGAAAACUUCUGGAGACGUUUCGAUUUUUUUCUAAAUUUCUUUCUGCUGCUUUUCGAUUGACUGAAUAUCUCCGUCGCUGCUGGAUCUUAAGCCUUUCACAGUGGCUUCCUUAUAUAUUAAAUAUAGCCGCUGUUAACGCCGCAGCCGAGCGGUCCUAAAUUGGAUAUUUCCAGCGUUGCCAAAGUUUAUAUUUAAAUUCUCCGCUGAUUUUAAGUCUUUACGCUGUUUUAUAACAAACACUUUUUCCCACCCUAAUGUGCUAAUUGCACACUUGAAUCCGUCGGGGUGUAACAUUAUUAGCUGGCGCGGUUCUUAACAUGGUCUGCUUGUUGUGAACUGCAGCGUGUUGGUGUACAAAAAAAAAAAGCCGAUGACUGCUCUCUAGAGAAGCCAUUUUUAAGUCUUUGAUUUUCAGUCAUUGAACACGAGCCGCUUAACCUGCUCUGGGCUGCAGCUUUAACCUGUGCACAUACAUUUGGGCACCCUUUCUCCCCCCCUAUUGUUCUCAAAUCCCCGACAAUGACUGUCUGUGCGUCUGGCUAUGGGCGCGGUGGAUGUGCCACGGCUCGGGUUUUCCUCACCACCUAUGUGCUGGCGUUGGCUGUGUGCUGGGCCGGAGCUCAAGCUGAGCAGGCCGAGCCGAGCGGGGAGAGCCCACCGACGGUCACUCUCAGCACUCUGAUCACCGGAACCUGCCUGGAGAUCCAGCGGUACGCGGAGUCAGUGGUGGGAAGCGGUGUGAUCCGGUCAGCUGCUGAGCGUGCAGUGUUGUUUCUUGAGUCAUUGCUUGGUCAGGAGAACGUCUAUACAGUGGCCAUGUUUUUUGAGAUGGUGAUCCGAUUCCUUGCUGAAGGAGCUGCCAGCGGCCUGAAUGUCAUCGCUGUUUACGUCACAGAGAUCCUCAGGGUCACAGGAUUUGAUGUUGCACUGACGUCACCCCUCUUCACUCCAGAGGCCGUAGCCGCCAUUGCCCAGUGGGGUCUGGUGGCCCUGAUCGGCUACUGGGUGCUGACCAUCGUUCUCCGUCUGCUGAUUGGCGUGGUGAGGCGUGUGUUUUGGGUGGUGAAGACCGUCUUGGCGCUCUGGCUUUUUGGACUGAUCGUGACUGACAAGCAUGCCACUGCAGACAUCACGGCGGUUCGACUGGGCGGCCUGGUGCUGACGUGCGUCCUGUUGACUCUGCUCACCUCUUGCUCUGAAAAGACUUGUGGAGUGGAACACCGGCUGAGCUCCCUGGAGGGCCGGGUGAAGGCAGUCGAGAAAAGUAGGAAAAGUGAAUAGUGGCCGGAUAGGGCGGAGGGAAAAGAGUUACAGAUGGACAACAGUGAUGGUAAUGUCGGUAACAUUGAUGGUUUCUAUAUGUGUGUGUCAAACUAUAUGGAAAAUAAAGUAACCUCUGGGAUUUUUAAA